AUGGAGGCCAUCUGGCUGUACCAGUUCCGGCUCAUUGUCAUCGGGGAUUCCACAGUGGGCAAGUCCUGCCUGAUCCGCCGCUUCACCGAAGGCCGCUUUGCCCAGGUUUCGGACCCCACCGUGGGAGUGGAUUUCUUCUCCCGACUGGUGGAGAUCGAGCCGGGGAAACGCAUCAAGCUCCAGAUCUGGGAUACCGCGGGUCAAGAGAGGUUCAGGUCCAUCACUCGAGCCUACUACAGGAACUCAGUAGGUGGUCUUCUUUUAUUUGACAUUACCAACCGCAGGUCCUUCCAGAAUGUCCACGAAUGGUUAGAAGAGACCAAAGUACACGUGCAGCCCUACCAAAUUGUCUUUGUUCUGGUUGGUCACAAGUGUGACCUGGAUACACAGAGGCAAGUGACUCGACACGAAGCUGAGAAACUGGCCGCUGCAUACGGUAUGAAGUACAUUGAAACGUCAGCGCGAGACGCCAUUAAUGUGGAGAAAGCUUUCACAGACCUGACGAGAGACAUAUAUGAGCUGGUGAAGAGGGGGGAGAUUACAAUCCAGGAGGGCUGGGAAGGGGUGAAGAGUGGGUUUGUACCAAAUGUAGUUCACUCUUCAGAAGAGGUUGUCAAAUCAGAGAGGAGAUGUCUGUGCUAG
Chrysochloris asiatica (Cape golden mole) is the source of this 642-nucleotide messenger RNA. Its product is annotated as ras-related protein Rab-39B-like. Gene Ontology annotation, molecular function: GTPase activity; GTP binding. The record is from RefSeq and is a predicted model, not a curated record. The coding region runs from base 1 to 642 and encodes 213 amino acids. Gene Ontology annotation, cellular component: Golgi membrane. Lineage: Eukaryota; Metazoa; Chordata; Mammalia; Afrosoricida; Chrysochloridae. The transcript has a single exon. Gene Ontology annotation, biological process: Rab protein signal transduction.